AUGUCGUCCCAGCAUUUGUACACACUAGCAGAUCAACUCGGCGCAUUCGAUGCUGACAUCGAUUUGGACCUCAAGAGUACUCACGAAAUUGUAGAGAAACACGGUGAUAAAGAACUAUUUACAUACUCUGCUUUGAACUCGCCAAAUUUCUCAGAGGCAGGCACUCCGCCGAUCGAGUCAAGCUCGCGAUGGACGAUAGGAUGGGUUACGCCCAGCGCGAUUCUGAGCUGUUUCUUGUCUGCUGUAACCCUAGCCAUAGCUCAUCUAGGCCUUUUCCGAUGGUUGAAUGGACGAGAAGACUACGGUCCACCUUUUGAUCAGCCGUUCGUUACAGGGCUUUCGUACUUUUUCGUAAACGGAUUCCGAUUACUUCUCGCGGCCUCGCUGGGUAUCUCGUUUGUUCAGAUGCAAUCCACUCCAACUGGGUCGGGUCAGUCUGUUUUGGAAAGCUCCGAUUCCAUUUCUAUGUGCGAUUGUGUUUUGGUGUCUUCCUAUCGCGAUGAAAACACAGUUUCUACGCUUAAUCCGACCUUUGGAUAUGGAACAUAUGACGGCAUGUUGGCGGCGGCAUUGUGGCAGACUGAUAAUCUCGGUGCUUAUGGCUGGGUCAACAGCACUUACCCUCAAUUCGAUGCUUUCGAAUAUAUAUACGUUGCACAUGCAAACAGCGCUGCCCUGGUUCAGCCACCAUAUAACUUCAACUUCCAGCUUGCAUGGUCCAAUGGUGGUAUGUCAGGGACUUUCCAGAAUCUAAGCUGUACGACUUAUGAGGCUGUGUACACGUUUCACAUUGACUAUAAGGAAGGCCUUGAGACAGUCACGACGACGAAUAUGCAGCUGGGGCCAAUUUUGGAUAGUUCCAACCUCUACACUGAUUUUGGGAUGUUUCCUCAGAACGAAGGCAAUGCCACAGAUAAUCCGGUGGUGAAUGCUACUUCAUUAGGGAGCGGGGGAGGCAAUGUAACAGAUACCAAUAGAAGGGCCAAUAUGGCAGCAAUCCAGGACACAGUUGUUGACGCCUUGUCUGGGUAUAUAGACGCAUUGAUGAAUAUAGUACUCCACGCCCAACAAUCCGCCAACACACUCAUCGCCUUGACAGAUCUCUACUCCGGCACAACGACAUCCCCUACUUUCAACAUAACCGAAGAAUCAAUGCAACACCUACUCCAAAACAUUGUCAUAUCGAUGCUCACCCUCAACCAAUCGAAUACUCUAGCCAACGUCACUGUUUCGGAGAAUGUCAACGUAUUCUCCUUCAGCAACCCUGCACGCUUAAUAGUGCCCUAUUUCCUGUCGGCAUGUAUAUCACUCGCAUUCAUCAUCAGCGGUGGACACGCAUUGCUCAGUAACGGUAUCUCCGCGUCAACGGGGGGAGUAUUCCAGACCUUGUGCACGACUCGUGGAAGUGAUCGGCUAGGCGAUUUGGCUGCAAAGGGGUGUCUGGGUGGGAGGGAGAAUGUGCCUGAAGACUUGAAGAAUUUGAAGGUUAUGUUUGGCGUGUUUAAGAAUUCGGAUCAUUCGAGUAGCACUAAGCCCAUGGCUGGGUUGGGGACUGUGGAUGAGGUUAUUCCGUUGGUGAAGGGGGCUUUUUGA
This is a messenger RNA of Talaromyces amestolkiae, 1593 nucleotides long. RefSeq lists its product as uncharacterized. The transcript has 6 exons. The record is from RefSeq and is a predicted model, not a curated record. The coding region runs from base 1 to 1593 and encodes 530 amino acids. Lineage: Eukaryota; Fungi; Ascomycota; Eurotiomycetes; Eurotiales; Trichocomaceae.